Molecule: messenger RNA, 1119 nt
Organism: Aspergillus puulaauensis
Lineage: Eukaryota; Fungi; Ascomycota; Eurotiomycetes; Eurotiales; Aspergillaceae
Exons: 3
Coding region: 1-1119 (372 amino acids)
Molecular function (GO): nucleic acid binding
Source: RefSeq, a predicted model, not a curated record
AUGGCAAUCCAUCCCAGUUUCCCAUCGCAAGCGGACGUCGGGGGGCCGUUGUCUUCACAGCAGGCGCAGGCGAUAUCGGCUUGGACAGAACAGGCUGCUGCUUCUUUGGGGGAUUUGAGAAUUACGGACUCAACGCCGAGGAGCGAAGGAACCGCUGCGCUACGGGGAACGUCUGUCUCGUUGUCAAUUCCUCUGGAUGACCAUUUUCCGGCUACAGAUGCUAGCCCUAACCCGAGAGUUAGAAUCGUGGAUCAAAACCCAGAGGAGUCCCGAAAGGUGCCGGCCAUCACCUUCCGACGUCGCGAACCGCUCCGUCGGGACAGUUUGAAAAGACGCGAGGCUCUGUUGAAGGGAAAGGAUGGCAGUCGUCGCAGACAACGCUGGGAGAAUGAUCGCCUCUUGCAUAACCCAUGGGCCGAACCGCCAUCCUCUAGGGACUGGAUGCCACAUCCCACUCACACCCGUCAUGAACCUAUGCCAUACUUCCUGGCGCCGCUUUGGGAUAAGCAUUAUGCGCACCUUGAUCGUGCACCCAAGCAGGGACAAGACGCAAAAGCCGAAAGAUAUCAUAUUCCGAAAGAACUUCGCUUGAAGCUGAAGCAAGCUCGUGCUGCACGUGGUAUGCUGCAGGACCUGGAAGAAGAUAUUAGGCAGUUCAUUGAACGGUGGAACCAGAGACAACUGGUACGCCAGAAAGACGGUCUUGCCGAUGCACCGUCGUCGUCCGACGAAGACUCGGAAGACGAAGUCGUCUUUGUGGGACGAAACGGACAGACGCAUGACUCGCCUGAUCGCCGAACAAAGCUGCAAAGUAUGCGCGAGACGAUGAGUUCGUACAAUGAGCGUGACGGUGAGAAGAUGGUGUUUGAGAGUCUUGUCGAUGACCGCGCAGCUGGAUUUGGUCGCUGGCUCGUCCAUUCUAUUGCCUCCUACUACGGUCUCCACACAUGGUCUGUCACUGUUGGAAGCCCCGCUCGACGAGAAGCCUAUGUUGGAUUUUACCCACCUUCUUCAGGAAGUCGCGCUGGCUUGCUUUCGCAUCCACCUAAAGGCUGCCGUGAGGAAACAACGAUCCAGCCAGGAGAGAAACUGCCGAGACCGCUGUGGUCACAGGUAUGA